UUGAAAAGCGUGCUUCAGCCUUCAUUUGUGAUACUUACAUUUAAAAUUGUUAAAACUUGUUGAAAUUAAUGUAUAGGAACAAAAUUACUAUAAAUCAUAAUGGCUCAGCAAGAAAUUUCAUGUGGUCUAGAUUAUAUUACAGCACCUGAUUUACAAGCGUGUCUCAGUGAAGCGUUGCAUGCUAAUUAUGCUUUUAUUGUUUCGCCGAUCAUUCAUCCACGUUUUCGCCGGCCAAUUCUUCCAUCCGGUGGUACUGUUGGAGGAUUUACCCGGUCUGACAUGAUUUUGUCUCCUCAAGAUUGGAACAGUAGAAUCGUCGGUAAAUUAUCAGAGUAUUUAGAUCCAGACGCUCCGUCGCCUAUUGUUCGUCAGCGACAUGAAGAUUCUCUCAAUGAAGAACUAUCUUACUGUCGAGGUCUGGGACUUCCGGCUGUUAUGUUAUCGUUACAUUCGAAAUAUACAAAUAAUUUAGCUAGAACUUUGCAUACUUACUUUGAAACAAGCCAUCAUCCAACCCUUAUUUGGGCUAGUGUACCAAUGCUUUGCCAUAAAACAUUAAAAGCAAACAUUGAUAUAGACAAUGAAAAUGAUGAUGCUUGGAAUGAGCCAUGGCACUGGUGGACCAAAUUUCAUGAACGCAUGGGUUGGGAUAAAAGAAUUGGUGUUGUGAUAGAGAUGUCAGCAGAUCUUCCUUCACAAGAUAUCCUCAAAAGAUGGCUUGGUGAGCCUAUUAGGGCUAUAAUUGUUCCUACCUCACUAUUCCAUAAUAACAGGAAAGGGUAUCCAGUUUUAUCACGAGCUCACCAACAAGUAGUACUUAGUAUGGUAGAACAUGAUGCUCAGGUUAUUGUUAGUGGAGCAAGGAGGUCAAAUAUUGAAUAUUACUUACAAUAUUUGUACAGAGUUUGGAAGAGAAGGCCUUAUAUUGGGGAUGAUCCAAUGCUUAGUUAUGCAAAAGGAUGGGAGGAUUAUCUUCAGACUCCAUUACAACCUUUAGCAGAUAACCUAGACACGCACACUUACAAUGUCUUCGAAAAAGAUCCAGUUAAAUAUGAUCAAUACCAAAAAGCAAUUGCUCAAGCACUUACUGAUAUUCACAAGAAGAGGAAAGGAGAAGGCAUUGAUGAUCAUCAGAGUGACUCAUGUAUUAUAGAAGCAAAGAAGUGUGAAGUUGGACAGGGUGAUAAUACAGUAAAAGAAAAUGAAAGACCAAUUACAGUUAUGGUCUUAGGUGCUGGAAGAGGACCCCUUGUCAGGGCAACUCUUAAUGCAGCAGAUAUUACUAACAGCAAAGUUAAAGUCAUAGCAGUUGAAAAGAAUCCAUGCGCAGUAGUUGUUCUUGCAGCUCAAGUUCGAGAAGUAUGGCGGGAUCGUGAUGUUAUAGUAAUACCUGGUGAUAUGCGUCAAGUUAAUUUUUCACCUAAAGCUGAUAUAAUUGUUUCUGAACUACUAGGCUCUUGGGGUGACAAUGAACUUUCACCGGAAUGUUUAGAUGGUGCAGCAGGCUUAUUGAAAAGUGGUGGUAUAUCAAUACCCAGAGAAUAUAGUUCAUAUGUCGCGCCAAUUUCGUCUCCAAGAUUGUGGGCAGCUGCUAGAGCAGCAUCUCCUGGAAAUUCUGCUCAAAUAGAAAAGAAUCUUGAAACCUUAUGGGUGGUUUACAUGCAAAACAAACAUGAUAUUGCAGAAACAAAGUGUGUUUUUACUUUUGAUCAUCCUGCUAAAGGAAUGAAAAACUAUGAAGGACAGGAUCUCACAGAUUAUCGAGGAUUACCAAUGACAGAUAAUAGAAGAUGCACUACACUUACAUGGGAAGUUGAGCAGGAUAAUGUGAUGCAUGGAUUUGGUGGAUAUUUUGAUUGUUUAUUAUAUGGAAAGGAAAUGAUCAGCAUUGUACCUUCUACUCACAGCCCAGGAAUGAUAUCAUGGUUUCCCAUAUUUAUACCUAUUAAGACUCCUUUACGAGUGAUGAAAGGUGAUAAAAUAAAAGCCAUAUUUUGGAGAUGUGUAAGUGCCCGUAGAGUUUGGUAUGAAUGGAUUGUUGAAGUUGGUGUACACACUACUCCUCUGCACAACCCAAAUGGACGAAGUUCAGAAAUGUUGUUAUGAAGAAACAAUUUAGUUUUUCUUCAAUAAAUAUAUUAUAUUAUAACAAAUUAUAAUAAUAAAACUUAUUUUUUCACUA
This is a messenger RNA of Vanessa tameamea, 2182 nucleotides long. It is a transcript of the gene csul, whose product is annotated as protein arginine N-methyltransferase 5. Lineage: Eukaryota; Metazoa; Arthropoda; Insecta; Lepidoptera; Nymphalidae. The transcript has 9 exons. Gene Ontology annotation, cellular component: nucleus; cytosol. The record is from RefSeq and is a predicted model, not a curated record. The coding region runs from base 100 to 2106 and encodes 668 amino acids. Gene Ontology annotation, biological process: regulation of DNA-templated transcription; peptidyl-arginine N-methylation.